Molecule: messenger RNA, 1503 nt
Organism: Phytophthora sojae
Lineage: Eukaryota; Oomycota; Peronosporomycetes; Peronosporales; Peronosporaceae
Exons: 10
Coding region: 1-1503 (500 amino acids)
Source: RefSeq, a predicted model, not a curated record
AUGGGCUGGACCUGCGUGCAGUGCACGUUCCUCAACGCCAACGACGCGGUCGCCAACUGCGGCGCCUGCAACGCCAUCCGCAUGCUGCAGUGCCCCACCUGCAAGGGCGAGAUCAAGUACGGCAAGCGCCUGCACGUGAACGGCAAGACGUACCACCCGGACUGCUUCUGCUGCUCGGGCUGCAAGCGCCCGCUGCCCAGUCGCUUCCAGGUCGUGAACGGCGGCAACUACCACCCAGAGUGUGCGCCCAAGCCCAAGACCACCACCAAGACGACCACUACGACCAGAGUCUCUGGAGGGGGAAGCAACGGCAGCAGCAAGCCCGUGCAGAACGAGAACCGCAGCAGCAAUGCCAACGUCAAGGUGAACGGCAGCGUCAAUGGAAACUCCAAUGGCAAAGCUACGGCCAAUGGCGCUGGUUGGAACUGCCCCACGUGCACCUUCUUCAAUGCGAACGACGCAGCCCCGACCUGUGGAGCUUGCAAUGCAAUCCGCAUUAUGCAGUGCCCAGGCUGCAACGGCGAGAUCAAAUACGGACCACGGGUCAAUGUGAGCGGUAAAGCGUACCACCCGGACUGUUUCCGUUGCGCCGCGUGCCACAGCAAGUUCUCUACUAGCAAGUUUCAAGUCAAGGACGGCGAAUACUAUCACCACGAGUGCUACAAGCAGCUCUACCACCCGCGCUGCGAUGUCUGCGAGGAUUUUAUCCCGUACCAACCGGGGACGCAGAAGAUCUCUUUCAAGGUGAUGCCCUUCUGGGACCUGAAAUACUGCGCCGAGCACGAGAAUCGCGAUCGUUGCUGCAGCUGCCAGCGUGUUGAGCCGACUAUUCCAGGGCGACAGUUCCACAGUCUCAGUGACAACCGCAAGAUUUGCCAUGAUUGCUGCAAGUACCUGGUGCUUGACUCGAACGAGGCUCAAAGUGUUGUGAAGGAGGUGUGGAGUUACAUGCGGGACAUCGGUAUCAACCUUCCUGAGAUCCCGGUUUACCUGGUAGAGUCUCCCGUCUUGAAUGAGCAAUGCAAUGCCCACAAGAAGACGGACACGCUGAUGAAUGGCAACAAACCCGUGAAAGGCCAUGUAACUCGCGGUCUUUGCCUGUCGGAGGUUUCCCAAAUCCGACACAUGGUUCGUACAGGGAAGCACGCAGCUCCUCGAGUGGCCUCCAUCCAGAAGACCCGCUCAGUGAACGCGAUCCUGAUUCUGCAUGGGCUGCCGUACGACCUCACGGCUUCGGUCCUGGCUCAUGAAGCCACCCAUGCGUUUAUCAAGCUCAGCAACAACUUUCCUGACCACAUUCCACCGAAGCACAUGAUGGAGCGUAAAGACUCCAAGGAGCGCACGUACGAGGGUCGACUGCGGAAGUUUUACAAGCAGCAACUCGAGAACGACACCUCGCCGGUUUACGGUGACGGGUUCCGCGAAGCGUACGAGGCCUACAAACGCGUGAACUCACUGCAACGAAUGUUUGACGCCAUUCGCCACCACGCGUCGUUCCCCUGA